Messenger RNA from Porites evermanni, 2119 nucleotides. NCBI's taxonomy places the organism in Eukaryota, Metazoa, Cnidaria, Anthozoa, Scleractinia, Poritidae. The record is from the annotation of a GenBank genome assembly.
AAUUUUCAUGAACGGGUUCUUGAGAAAGCAGACAUCAUUCAAGCAACAGGAGAUGCCAUUGUCACGCUACCUGAUGUGGCCUGCCUCACACCAAGGUACUGUUGUUCAGUUAUCUUGACAACACUGCAGACCUCCAUACCUGAUAACAUAGACUAUAUUUAACAUGGUGAUGAUAAUUAAAUGGACAGCUAUAUGAAUGAUGGUUUUUAGCUUGUAGGAUAUUUUUAUUUAUUUAUUUAUUUAUUUUUUGUGACACUUUUAUCAAAUCAUUUUUACCCAUGGUUUUUUUUGGGGGCGCAAAUAAUAAUAUUGUGUAAUUGUUGCUACAUAUUUUAGUCGAUGCUGUGGCUGGAUACAGUUUGUCGCUCAGCCAAAGCUUUUAAUUUUUUCUCUGGGUAUCCAGACCUUGGUACUGCCAUAAUAAUAAUAAUAAUAAUAAUAAUCGUAUAGCUAAUAUCCUGCAGAAGGUGUUUUUUGUCAGAGAGAACAAUUUAUGACAAGAGUUCCAGUACCAAUGUUUAGUGUGAGAAAUAGAGGGUAAUAAUAAUAGUAAUAGUAAUAAUACAACUUUAAAUUGCCCUCUCCCUGUAUGGAGCUUUUCAGGGAUAGUGAAACAAAUAAUUUAAAUGUAAUAUAACAUGGUUAAAAAUCUCAACUGAUAGGAAGGGAACCAGUCAGCUAUUUUAAAAGUGUGGCUAACGAUUUGAGCUUGAUACUACCAAAACCAAAUCCAGCUAGUGGUCAGGGUGGGACUAGAACUUGGGGCCUCAGAAUUACAGUGGAACCUCCUCUUAGAGACACCUCUAUUCAAGAGACUCUUCCAUUCAGGGGACACAAAAUUUGGUCCUGGAAAACGCCCUCAUAAUCUUGUUACCUCUGUUGAAGGGACACUUCUAUUCAAGGGAAAAGGACACAUUUUCUGGGUCCCAAAACCUGGGUUUGACCUCCAUUCAGGGGACACCUUAGCACUCAAAACGUAACUGACCACUACUGCACUGGUGUGAAUUCAACUUAUAAUGUCGCAGAGAUGGGUUUAUGAUGAUUUUGAUUUUUUUGUAUUGUCUUUGUUGGUUAACUAUUAUCAAACCCCAGCCUGUCCUCUAUUCAGAGGACACCUCUUUUCAAGGGACACUUGCCUUGGUCCUAAGGGUGUCCUCUGAAUAGAGAUUUCACUGUACAAGUCCAGUGCUCUAACCACUUGGCCACUUUCUCUUGAUUCCUCACAUAAUCACAUAGUCAGCUAUAUCCCAAGGACACAUAAUAUCACAGAGACUCUUCAGUACCUCCAUGAAGCUUCUGACCAGAUUUUGGAUCUAGUUCAUCUAGGGUUUUAUUUACUUGCUAUUUUUUGUUUGCAUACAGCUUUUUAUUUCACAUUAUGAAUGGACCCACCAUCUCCCUCUCUUUUUGUCACCCUCAAAGUUUGUUUGUCACGUUUAGGUUCCCUUAUUUAUGUAAAGCCAAGUGCAGUAACCAUGAGCGUUGUUAAGUACUUUAAACAUUAACUGAAAUGCAUGGAGAUUGAACAAAGAAUAAUUUCUCAUUCAGAUGUCUAAUGUCAUGUCCUUUUUCCUAGGGGUCGAUAUUCAAUGAAAGUGUUUCCAUCCUUUCUUCAACUUCAUGGCAAGACCUAUGACUACAAGAUCCCUUACACGUCAGUGUUGCGGCUUUUUCUCCUCCCACACAAAGACCAAAGAUUUAUGUUUUUUGUGGUAAGGAAGUGUAUUCUAAUAAAGUUUCUUAAUUAAACUAGGUCAAAUUGUCACUGGGGCUGUUAGGAGUGAACAGUGAUGAGUCUAAUUUAAAUUCUGUUUUUAAGCUUUUUGUAGUAAUAACUGUUCACGUCUUUACUUGUGAAAUAAUAUUAUUAUAAUGCAACAUGUGUCAAUGACACAGGAAGGACUGAACUACCAGCUUUUGAGUCUAAAAUAGAAUUCAUUGCUGCACCACUUACAUGUAUUACCUGUUGAAGCUGUUGGCACAGCUCAAAGGAGGUUAUAAGUGACAGUAAAGUGAUUCUUAAUUAUCACAGGUUAGUAUGGAUCCUCCAAUCAAACAAGGCCAGACAAGAUAUCCAUUCUUGAUUAUACAGUUUGGAAAGGAUGAAGAAUUUGAUGUA